CGGCUCAUAUGUCAAUCAACUACAUACAUUCAACAAACAUACUAGUCUUACAAUAACUUUACAAUGGAACUGUUAAAUUAUUUGAUAUUGUUAGUUGUGUUAAAUUUGUGUCCCGCUGCCGUUGCUAGGAAAGGUAGUCAAAGCAACCAUCAGCUCCUACAAAGACUUGAAAAUCUUGAGAGCUCUCAGAGAUUUAAUACCAACAAAAUAACUAGACUUGAACACGAUUUUAACGCACAGACUAGUACUAUAGAGGAACAAAAGAAAGCAAUCCACCACUUAGAAGGAACAGUGCGUCAACUUACCGCUACACUUGAUAGAACAAACCGUCUUGCUCGGAGAAAUCGGCGAAAAUACUCGUCAAUUAGAAGUUUUAUACUUAAUAAAGGUUUGAAAGAAUGGACUGACAUGAAUACAAAGAAUAAUCAAAAGAGCCAGCUUUCAUCAAGUCAUAAUCACAAAAAAAGCAACGACAAUCACCACAAGGCUUAUAAGAACCAUGAUAAAGAAUUGAUCGCAUCAAAUAUCAAUCUGCAUGGACAAUAUUCUAAAAAUCGUAAAUCAAACAAAUCAAGUUAUCAUCAACACAAUCAGCACCAAACUGAAAGCUUAAGUACAAUUAAUAAUAGAAAUAACAACAAAACCAGUGGUGGGCAUUCUUACCAUCAUAAUCACCAUGUCAAUCACAAAUCAAACAAAACAAAUACGCACCAUAACUCUAAUCAUCAACACCACAAGUCUGACGACUCUAGCAGUCACGGUCAAUCUCGUAAACAGAAUCACAGAAUGGACUCCAAUAAACAUACCGGCCAUUCCAACCACAGAAAUCAAAACAAAAACAGUCAUGAUCAUAAAGUGAACGGUCACAUAGGCAAAGAAACACACCAUAUUAAAACGUCUACGAACGCACAUGCCAACAAAAGUAAGACAUUGGUUUCAAAUGGACCAUUGCUGAGUGGAUCAAACUCAGCUUACCGCCAUGCAAGUCAUUCCAAACACACCAACGUUACCGAAAUAAAUUCCAAUGAUUUUGAGGACACACACGGCAGUCGUAUUGAUCACGAACAACAGAAGAAACCAGACUUCUCUAACCGCAAAAAUCACGAUGAAAACCAAAAAACACGACAUUUGAAAUCAAAUGAAACGCCAGAGCGGCGAAGGAAUUUGGUGUCCCCAAGACAGUCAUUCGGUGGAAUAGCAUUUUCUGUCUAUCUGGACCAUGAUGCCACCAUUUCCCAACACGAGACGGUCAAAUUUAAUAAGAUAAUCACAAACGACGGAGGCGGAUAUAGUGCGCAAACUGGAGUUUUCACGUGCUCUGAAGGAGGGGUUUACAUGUUCACGUUUUCUAUUGGUCAAAGAGACCAGGAUCAUUACAUGUGGGCGGAACUUAUGGUAAACAGUAUGAACAUGAUAGAUGCGGUUGUUGAUACAUAUCACCCAUCCCAGGACCUACAGGGUGGUAAUACAGUAAUUGUUCGGCUCAAGCAAGGGGACCGAGUUUGGAUCGAUGCCACACAUAACGGUAGUCAUUUAGAAGGUAGUGGCAGCCUAAGACUUACCACGUUCUCUGGAUUGUUCCUUUAUGCUUAAUAUUUAUAUGUAUAUGCAUUUAUACAUUUUCAAUAAACCAUCUUUUCCUCUA
Molecule: messenger RNA, 1645 nt
Organism: Ruditapes philippinarum (Manila clam)
Lineage: Eukaryota; Metazoa; Mollusca; Bivalvia; Venerida; Veneridae
Product: GATA zinc finger domain-containing protein 14-like
Exons: 5
Coding region: 64-1593 (509 amino acids)
Molecular function (GO): protein binding
Source: RefSeq, a predicted model, not a curated record